AUGCUUUAUUUGAACAAAUUGUGUUUAUUUUACUUGUUGUAUUUUAAUGAAUUUCUAAGUUUAGUUUUAGCAUUCACACCUACAAAUACAGUUUGGGGGCAUAAUACUGCUCUUGCUGAUUCUAAAAUAUACUUUACAGGUGGAGUGAUUCCAAAACAAACAAUUUGGAAGACUGUCAACGAUUUCUUUAAUACACCAAAUGAACUUGCCACACAAUCUAAAGAAUUCUAUUAUUUAGAUGUAUCAAAAAAUUUUAAAUUAAACGAGGGUGUAAUGCCUUGGACGGAUCUUAGUAUUGUAUCAGAAAUUCUUCCACCACAUUCCUGGAGUGCAUUUUCAUUUUGUGGACCUGAUACUUUAGUAAUGUUUGGUGGAGAUUUUGGUAAAGCAAAUCCCAUAAAUUUAGUUUUUAUUUAUAAUAUAAAAACGCAGAAAUGGAGCAAUCCAACAACUUUCAAUCAACCUAAUAAUGUACAUACUCGUGCUGCUUGCGACACGAAGGGUGGAGUAAUGUAUAUGUUUUCUUCAGUUAUGAAUAUUUUGGAUACAAAAACAUUAAAAUGGAAAGUUGGUAGUUCAAUUAAUAUCCCACCGGGAAGAUUUGAUUAUACUGCUACUUUAUUACCAAAUGGUAAUAUUGUUUAUAUAGGAGGCGUUUCAGGUGAAGUGGUAGAUUUGUUAAAGUUACCUUUGUAUAAUAUAAAUGAUGAUACAUGGUCUUCAAUGUGGGUUAAUGAAUUUAAUAUUAAUCCUGUUAGUACAGCACCAACUAAUCCCCGAGAUACUUCAAUUGAGACUACAAAUACUGAUACUGGGACAGAUCAUAAUAAUACAACAAAUGUUGGCCUAAUAAUAGCAACUUUAACUAAAUGGACAAAAUAUCUAAUGGAUAAUACAAAGGUUAUAUGUGGAUCAGUUGAACAUUUUGCUUAUGUGCGUACAAUACGCAAAAUACGUCUUAUGAACAAAGAAUAUCAAUCACAACCAUUACAUCGAGUCAUUUUAUUAAAUAAUAUCUUGGAAAAAUUAUCAAAUGAUUCAAUUCAAGAACGAGAACGCAAGGAAUUAAAUGUUUAUAAAGCAAAAAUUUUUGAAAUAAAUGUGAAAUGGAAUAAUAACAGUGGUAAUAGCAACAACAGUAAUUACUGUAAUAGUUUAAGAUCAAGAAAGUCAACUUUAGCACUUUGCGAUUUACCUUUACCGUCAUCUCGACCUUCUUAUCUAAAAAAUAAUUGUUUAACAAUCUAUGAUGAAUCUUCAGAUGAAUUUAUAGUAAAGGAUAUACCUUUAGCCCGUAGAAAGAACAGAUUAAGUAAGAUGAGCACGUCAAGUGAUUCGAGUAGUACAAAUACGCUAGUCCGUUCUUACUCCUCAUCCUCGACCAAAUCAACAGUUUCCGAUGUCGAUACAUUGAAUGAUGACGAUUGUCUAGAUUUUUUUGAUUGUCCAUUCACGAUGAAAUCAAUUGGUGUUCAACUCCUUACAUUGGUGAUAAGGAAGAACAUAUAA
Entrophospora sp. SA101 is the source of this 1509-nucleotide messenger RNA. Lineage: Eukaryota; Fungi; Glomeromycota; Glomeromycetes; Entrophosporales; Entrophosporaceae. The record is from the annotation of a GenBank genome assembly.